CGGCCGGCUCGCGCCAGCUUGGCGGAGCGCGGCCUCGAGACGUGUGCGCUGUGGCGCGAAGCGGACGUUCAAGGAGAGGAGACGAGAAAGCGCCUUCGCUCACUUUGUCACAGGAGAAAUACCCCAGUGCCCAUAGGAAGCGCCACCGUGUUCCAUCAACCCAAAGCAUCACACCUGUUCAUCAUAUGACAAUCAGCAACCAGCAGCACAAUUGUUCAACGAGUCUAGAGAUGCCACCAUCUGUCGGAGGUCCCCCAGCCAUCACUCCACCUGAUGGGGGCUGGGGUUGGGCUGUGGUUGUUGGGGCUUUUAUAUCUAUUGGCUUCUCCUAUGCCUUCCCAAAGGCCAUCACUGUCUACUUCAAAGACAUCCAGAAGAUCUUUGAUGCCUCUUACAGUCAGAUAGCAUGGAUAUCUUCCAUUAUGUUGGCAGUGAUGUAUGCUGGAGGUCCAAUAAGCAGUAUAUUGGUAAACAAAUAUGGCUGCCGACCCAUUGUGAUAAUAGGGGGCUUCCUGUGUGCAGUAGGAAUGAUAUCUGCCUCCUUCUGCAAUAAUGUGCUGGAGCUUUACUUUUGCAUCGGAGUUAUUGGUGGCCUGGGGCUAGCCUUCAACCUUCAGCCUGCUCUGACAAUGAUAGGGAAGUACUUCUUCAAGAAGCGGCCAAUAGCCAAUGGAUUGGCUAUGGCAGGGAGUCCAGUAUUCCUGAGCACACUGGCGCCACUGAACCAGUAUCUGUUCAAUUCGUUUGGGUGGAGGGGAAGCUUCCUGAUCUUGGGGGGACUACUGCUGAACUGUUGUGUGGCCGGGUCCCUGAUGAGGCCCCUGGGACCACCCGUCAAUACAAAAAGGAAAGGAUUUCCAGCCAAGGAUGCUGCUCCUAAGAAAGAAGAAACGACGGUCUGGCAAACUGUCAACAAAUACCUUGACCUCUCACUCUUCAAACACAGGGGCUUCCUCAUCUACUUAUUUGGGAAUGUCAUCAUGUUCCUGGGGUUCUUUGCCCCCGUUGUGUUCUUAGCUGCCUAUGCCAAAGACAUGGGCAUCGAUGAGUACUCGGCAGCUUUCUUGCUGUCUAUUUUAGCCUUUGUAGACAUGUUUGCAAGGCCUUCCAUGGGACUGCUGGCAAACACCAAAAUGAUCCGGCCAAAGAUCCAGUAUUUUUUCAGCUUUGCUGUGUUGUACAAUGGGGUAUGCCACGUUUUAUGUCCAUUGAUUGAAGGCUACACUGGCCUAGUUGUGUAUGCAGUGUUCUUUGGCUUUGCUUUUGGUAUGGUCAGCUCAAUCCUGUUUGAAACGCUCAUGGAUCUUGUUGGUGCCCAGAGGUUCUCCAGUGCUGUUGGACUGGUCACUAUUGUGGAGUGCUGCCCUGUUCUCAUAGGCCCACCUCUGGCAGGUAAACUGGUAGACAUCACCAAGAACUACAAAUACAUGUAUUUCUCCUGCGGAGCCGUGGUAAUUCUUUCCAGCAUCUGGCUGUUUAUUGGCAACGCCAUCAACUAUAGACUGCUGGAGAAGGAGCACAGAAAAGCAGUGCAGUGCAAAAAAACUGACAGCGAAGAUGAGAAGAAGGUUGAUAGAGGUCCCCAGGUCACGGAGAACCUGUGCACCCAUGCUGUGAAGGAGGAGGUCACCAUACAAGAAGAAACCAAUAUUUAAGCACAUUCCCUGCCCUCUCUGCUCACAGAAAAUGGAGGUGUUCAUACUGAUGCACAAAUGCCUCAACACUUCCCGUAGAUCGCUCCAAAGAGACAGUGCUACGAAAAACACUGUGCUAUGUCUGUGGCCCUUGGAAACCCUUUAUCCAAAACAGAGUUGAUUGUGCUGUUGUUAAAAUGAAGAAAACUCAAAUAGUGUGUGGUUAACCUAUUUCAUCUCUGAAAUUCAAGGCAGGAGCUUUCAGCUUCUUGUGUCCAGGGGCACAAAAAGAAACUAAUUUCUUUAAGAGCAGCGUAUGAAAGUCUUGUAAAAUGUUAUGCAAACUGUUUUUCAUUUUUUUACAUCAGACUGAAGGAGGGGAAACUUGGAAAAGAACAAUAUAUAAGAAAGCUUUGAUAGUAUUUUCCUAAAUAUUAUUGUACAAAUAUGAAUAUAUUACUGCACUGUCAGAUUUUGAAUCCAGGUGAUUUGUUACAGAUUUUUUUGUCUACAGAGAAAUAGUAAUUUGUCAGAGUAAUAAAAAAGGGGUUUAGAUUUGAUGUACAGUGCAUUCAUUUUGACACACUGCCUUAAAUACCACUCACAUUUUUAUUAAUGCAUUGAAAACUACUAAAAUUAUAACCUAUAAUGCUGAAAACAUGCAGUCUAUUACUAAAACUUACUUUACUUCAUGUAACCAUCCGACCACAAACAAUGAAUUUUCUGGAUAUGCCCGGCUACUGCAGGGUACUAAGAUCCAGAGUAACUCUCACACAC
Molecule: messenger RNA, 2411 nt
Organism: Scleropages formosus (Asian bonytongue)
Lineage: Eukaryota; Metazoa; Chordata; Actinopteri; Osteoglossiformes; Osteoglossidae
Product: monocarboxylate transporter 2-like
Exons: 6
Coding region: 186-1655 (489 amino acids)
Biological process (GO): plasma membrane lactate transport
Cellular component (GO): basolateral plasma membrane
Molecular function (GO): lactate transmembrane transporter activity
Source: RefSeq, a predicted model, not a curated record